GAGAGGGAGGGAAGUAAAGCCCAGUGAUCCAACGCUGAUGCACUUUCAGCCAGGAGGGAGCUCUUUCCAAGAGAGGAGAGGCGUCUUGGUUUACCUCUGCUCCAUGUCAGGGUGCUUCACGUUAAAGGAGGAGACAGAGGAGGCUCAGGUUGCCGCAGGCCCCCUUGUGCAGAUAUUGGGACGCUGGCCAAAGAAUGUGUCUCCCACGUAAGAAAAUGUCCAAAUCUCUGAAGAAGAUAGUGGAGGAGAGCAGGGAUAAAAAUCUCCCCGAAGUGGAUAUGUGCGACAGGGGGAUAUCCAACAUGCUCGACAUUCCUGGUUUGUUCACCUUGUCCAACAUAACUCAGCUGGUCUUGAGUCACAACAAGCUCGCAACUGUGCCUCCAAACAUUGCUGACCUUAAGAAUUUAGAGGUGCUGAACAUGUUUAAUAACCAAAUAGAGGAGCUGCCCACUCAGAUCAGCAGCCUUCAGAAGCUCAAACACCUGAAUCUAGGAAUGAACAGGUUGAGUACACUGCCCAGAGGGUUUGGUUCUCUCCCAGCACUGGAGGUCCUGGAUCUCACUUACAACAAUCUGAAUGAAUCCUCACUGCCAGGGAACUUCUUCUACCUUACCACCCUGCGUGCACUCUAUCUCAGUGACAACGACUUUGAGAUCCUGCCCCCAGACAUCGGCAAGCUGGCCAAGCUGCAGAUACUGAGUCUGAGGGAUAACGACCUGAUCUCCUUGCCUAAAGAGAUAGGAGAUCUGACCCAACUAAAGGAGCUGCAUAUCCAGGGCAACAGACUCACUGUCCUGCCUCCUGAACUUGGUAAUCUGGACCUCACUGGCCCAAAGCAGGUGUUUAAGGCAGAGAAUAACCCCUGGGUGACUCCCAUCGCAGAUCAGUUCCAGCUGGGUGUGUCCCAUGUUUUUGAAUAUGUUCGCUCCGAGACCUAUAAGUAUCUUUAUGGGCGACACAUGCAGGCCAAUCCUGAAGCACCCAAAAAGAACAAUGACAAAUCCAAGAAGAUCAGCCGCAAGCCCCUGGCUGCUAAAAACAAGUGAAGAUGAGGAGGGAUGAUGAAGGGCCCUUGUCUGCCCGUCCGAGCUGGACCUCACUGCAUGUGCCUUCCCUCACCUUUCUAUUUAUUUACUAAAGGAACACACAAUCCAUUUUUAUACUCUUUCUGUACUGUGUUAUCACGUUACACGUGUGUGGCCUCAUAGUGUCCUUGCCAUGUCUGAAACAGCCAUAUUGAGUUCGUCCUUGCCUGCAUUAAUAUAUAGACCCUUUUCAUCGCAUUUCUGUAAAAUAGUGUUUACCCUACUGCCAUCUGCCCAAGUGUUACUUUUAAAGCUACUGUCUUACUCAGUGUGUUUAUAGUCUGUCAAAUGAUAAAAAUAAUUGGAGUUAAUUACAUUAUUUGACAUAGUUAAUAGUAAUUAACUGUAUUUGUAGUAUUUGCUGAACUUUUACCCACGUGAUUAUAUGAUUUCCAUAGGAUGAACACAGUUUUUCAACAGGGACGUCCAGUGAACGCAGCAGUGCCUGCAUGUUCCCACUAAUGAAUGUAUGUCCAACCAAUAUCAUAUAUGCAGCCAAUGGUUCCAACUUCUCCGUGAUUGUAGCCUUCUCUUAGUUUGCUGCAGCUGGGCUUCAGCCUGCAUGACUAGGGAUGUUCAGUAGGUGAAACUAGAAAAUGUGUUAACAGCAAUGGUCAUAAUAAUUUAUCAUGUUUUGAGAAACAACUUGUUAUUAGCGUGUAACUUUAACAACACUAGUUUAAAUAUUACUGCACCACAUUUUGUAGAUCAUGCCCAGACAUUCAUAGCUUUAAAAAUUUAAAUAUUUUAUUUUUAUGUUUUUAUCAUUAUUUUUAUUAUUUACCUUUUUUUUUAUUUAAGAUAUUAUCAAAGAUUCUGGCUGUUGUUGAACUAUCAACAUCUCCUUUACUGUUGCAAAUGAUUAUAUUUUCACAGACAUUUUCAGUAAGGUCACCUACAAACCUUGUUUUUAUAUAAACUUUUUCAAGUACACCACAGAUGUAUUUCAAGCUAGACUGUAUCCAAGUUGUUAGACUUUGAAAAUAUCUCCUCUUAUCAUUAUGUAUUUUUCCAUACUGCUCAACUCCAGAUGUGACCUAUACAGUCUACCAUUCAAGUAGCAAGGCUGUCUGCAGUGGAGAAGAAAGAAUAUUAUCAUAUCCCACAGUUUGAUUUGAGCUGUCUAAACAAGGCACACAGCUUUUCUCAAGAGCAAUUUCUGUCCUCCGGCGCUGGGCUCGGCAGUGGUGGCUGUUGCGUAACCGGAGGGGGAUUUUGGAGGGGUUUUAGGGGUCUUAGCCGUGUCUGUGCAGGAUUGUGUCCUGCCUCCGGGGGCAUGCAUCUGUCUCUUCCCUCUGCCACGGCUCUUGCUCUUAAUGACUCAUAUGAAUGGCUGCAGACUGGAGUUUUGAAUGGUUUACAAAGUGGAGACCAGUCCCAAAGCAACCUUGCAGCUCAUUUGAGAGUGUUAACAAGCUAUUCAAACAAUGGACAGCUUGUUCUUCUAAAAGCAUGUGUUCUGGGUUGACAGCCAAAAAAAAAUAUGGUGUUUGCGUUUUAGUAUUGUUUAGAUGUAUCGGUGUACCUGAUGGUGCUGUUGUUUACUGUACCUAGACUAAUCAUUCUGAAAGAGCUCCUGCAGUGACUUUAAAAUAGGUGAAACUAAGGAAUGUAGCAAGGCCUCUUCAAAUGUAGAUGAAGAUUAUUGUUACUCCUGUGUGGAAUAUUAUUGUCAUGGUCCAAAAAUAAUUUCAACACAAUGGCGAUCAAAGAAUGUCAUUAAGGUCGUAAGGUCUUUUUCUCACGCUUGUGUCACCAUAUGGCAUGUUUAUUCCAUUUGAACUAUUUUGAAUAAAAUAGCCUAAAAUAG
This is a messenger RNA of Colossoma macropomum (tambaqui), 2898 nucleotides long. It is a transcript of the gene rsu1, whose product is annotated as Ras suppressor protein 1. Bases 195 to 1049 code for a protein of 284 amino acids. NCBI's taxonomy places the organism in Eukaryota, Metazoa, Chordata, Actinopteri, Characiformes, Serrasalmidae. The transcript is spliced from 9 exons. Gene Ontology annotation, molecular function: protein binding. The record is from RefSeq and is a predicted model, not a curated record.